Messenger RNA from Nezara viridula (southern green stink bug), 1979 nucleotides. The record is from the annotation of a GenBank genome assembly. NCBI's taxonomy places the organism in Eukaryota, Metazoa, Arthropoda, Insecta, Hemiptera, Pentatomidae.
UAUGUAUUUUUGAUUGAGAUUGAGUUGACAUAUGUCUUGUUUGAGCAAUUGCUGUUGAUAAGAAUUUUUUUUUUUUGUUAGGUUAUUAUAUAUAUUUUUUAACCUUUAAAUAAUAAUAACUGGAGAAACUAUGGAGGCGCUUUUAGUAGUUCCAUGGCAAUCGGCGAAGUACGUAUGGAUGCUGAUGACCCUACAGAAGUACGAUUUCUACCGCGAAGUCACCCCGAUGACUCGCGUCUACACCCACCUGGAGAUGAUCAUGUUCUCAUUCGCCGUCACCGUCGGAAAGACUUUCUAUAUCCAUAUACCAAGGAGUGUCCACAAGCAUGGUGAUCUCCUGGUGCUCAUGUGGAUCGUAUAUACGCCGAUACUCUUGACAACCGCUGGCUGCUUCGCGGAGAUGGCCGCUCUGAUGCCGGCAGUCGGCGCACACUACCACUACUGCUACAGCACCAUCUGCGAGUUCGUCGCCUUCUUAGUCGGAUGGCACCUCAUCUUUGCCUACACACUCAUGACCUUGAGCAAAUGUAAAUUUUUGAGUGAAUUUAUUGAUCACAUUUUUCUGAACGGGUGGAUCUCAAGAAACCUGAAGUUUAUGGACAGGCAGACCUUCUGGUUCAUCAGCAUUCCUGGCUAUGUGGAUAUCAUUAGCGCGAUGCUUGCAAUCUCCAUGGCCUUUCAGGCGUUUUGGGCUGUGAAGUUCACGAAGAGCUUCGUCAACAUCUUAACAGCCAUCGGCAUCAUUAUUAUCUUAACCCAUAUCGUCGCCUUCAUGGCCAAGAUGGACUUCAACCACAUCAGCAUUGAAGACACAAGUGGAAACGAGAAGCUCAUAGAUACUAUGUAUGUAAUCCACGGGGCCUUGGUCGGCUAUGAAUCUCUCAGUGUUUUAGGGGAAGAAUCAAAGAACCCGACUACAACAAUACCAUUGAGCAUCAUGAGCUCCGUGCGAUUUGCAAUGGUCCUCUACACUGUCUAUACUUUCUGCAUAUCCAUCUGUGUCAAGAAAAAUGCCGGUGUCGAUCUAGAUGAAUAUAAUCCACUUGGGAGCAUAGUCAUUUUAUUGGAUAUGCCCUGGUUGUAUUGGAUUUCAACACUCGGCACGAUAUGUAGCCUCUGGGCUAGCGCAUACGGGUCCAUGUUCGUCGCGGUAAGGAUCUUGUAUGCCAUGUCUCGUGAUGGAAUGAUAUUCAGAACAUUCUCCAGGAUAGACAGGUACACUUGGAAGCCAGCCAUCCCAGCUAUUAUUUUCGGUUUAAUUACAGGAUUCUUGGUAACAUUCAUUUCCAUGAAAACUGAUAUCGGCUUCUUCAGCUUCAUUACAACCAAGAUUAUGACCACUAUUUGUCUUCUUAUAACAAGGUAUAGGUGUGAAAAAAAAACGCGGUCAUCUGAGGAAAACGAAAAACCAAAAGAGGAAGAAGGCAAGAGUUGGGUUUUGGCUAAUUACCCUGAGCAUAAGACAAGCCCAACUGAGACUACCCAUAGCAUCAGCAUGCUGCUUCUAUACAAUUCAGUGAUUUCAGGAUUGAGCGCUAUCUACUGUUUAGCAAUUCUUAUUCUUAGCGAAGCUGUGGAUAUAAAUAUUUUCAAAAUAGUCGGCUUUUUUAGCUUAGUCUUCUCCGCCAGCUUCACGAUCCUGCUUAGAUUUCAGCCUACCAACGACAGGACUAAUUUAGCCUUUAGAGCACCUUCUAUACCUUUGUUUCCGUUAGUGGCCAUAGCAGGAGAUUUCACAUGCUUUUUGAUAAUGUCCCAGCAAACUUGGGUGUAUGGGUUCAUGUGGACAGGCUUAGGUAUCGCAUUCUACUUUAUCUAUUCGAUCCGGCAUUCCCAAGAAGGCAGAAACCUCUACGCGGAUGGCUCAAGGUGGAACCCAUUGGAACCCACGGGAUCAAUCGACAAACCGCAUCCGCUGGAAAAGAGGAAAUUAUAGAUUGUUGAAGGUUAUAACAAUGACAAUACUUGAAAUAAUAAAG